Cylindrotheca closterium is the source of this 840-nucleotide messenger RNA. Lineage: Eukaryota; Bacillariophyta; Bacillariophyceae; Bacillariales; Bacillariaceae. The record is from the annotation of a GenBank genome assembly.
AUGGCUCCUUCUGCUACUGAUACUACUACACUAACUUCUUCUACGGACACUACGACCAAUACGGCAGACGCCAAGAUGGUGCUUAGCGAAGCUCCCGCGUCCUACGGUCCCAAUGUCCACAUUUCCAAUCACCCCGUCUUGCAACACAAGAUUGCCGUCUUGCGGUCCUCUGCCACAUCUCAAGACACUUUUCGCUCCACUCUCAAGGCAAUCACGUACCAUUUGGGAUACGAAGCGACGUGCAAUCUCAAGACCAAGGAGAUUCCCAUUUCCGUCAGCGUGGCUGGAAAUGCCAAUCAUCAAGCCGAUUGCUUGGGAAGUCGACUCGAUGAUAAGAUCGCUCUCAUUCCCAUUUUACGAUCGGGUUUGGGCAUGGCCGAUGGCAUGACUGAAUUGCUCCCAAAGGCGGCAGUUCAUCACAUUGGAAUGUACAACUUGCCCCAUGGUCAAGGACCCGUGGUCUACUUCAAUCGAUUGCCGAGAAAGUGUGAUUCGGACAUUGCCUAUGUUCUCGACCCUGAUGUGGCUUCUUCGGCCACCAUGGGGGCGGUCAUUGGUAUUUUGAAAAAGUGGGGAGUCGAAAAGAUUCACGUCAUUUGCGUCAUUUCCAGCCACCAUGGUUUGAAAACUCUGAGUGAGGCUCACCCCGAUGUAGACUUUACCGUCGCCCACGUCGACCCUGUCUUGACCAAGGAUGGUCUCAUCUUGCCAGGAUUGGGGGAUGUUGGUGAUCGUCUCUUUGGAACUCAUACCGUCAUGGAAGAAGAAGAUGAGGAUGAACAGCUCUUGCAUCCAUCCAAGCGUACCCGGACCAAUUCCAAUGCCAGUGAAUUUCAAUAG